AUGGAACUUUACAUUCAAGAUUUACCACCAUUCUCUAACGUUUCAGAUACUAGAUUAGAAUUGAUAGAUGUGAUCAGUAGCGUACUCCAUGGUAAAACUUUUAGGGAACUGAACGUUCAAGCUCAUGAAGCACUUCAUAACUUUGAUGUCCUUGUAAGAGAAAACUUUUCUCGACCAUUUCAACCGAACUCUCAAUAUCGUCAUUCAAGAGUUAGGUCUCGGUUUUCGGCUACCAUCACUUUUCCUACGACUUUAUUGGCUAAACGUUUUGACGCUUACGUCUCUGUAAAUCCUUUAAUCAUCUUUGGUACUUUCCCGGUCAACUUCAAACAAUCUACUCGUCAAGGUCGUGUUACAAUGCCUCAUCCUGAUCUCGUGAGAGCCCUCAAACAAACCCCAUUCAAGGAUCGUAUCUCACUCUUGACCGAACAGCUUGAACAGGAGAAACUUCUGCGUCCAUUCUCAAUCAGUUGUCUUGAAUUUGGUCGUACCCUCAACACUGAAAGUGCCCAACCGACUUUUGCUUCUGAAUUCUCUCUUUUGUUGGCCACUGGUGAUUCUCUACUCACAUUUGAUACGGUCAAUAACUUGCUCUGGAUCCGAUGGUCUUUAGUUUCUUCUGCCCGUUCCCUGGUAAUCAGGAUGAAGUCUGUACAGCGCAUCGAAGCAGAUCGACUGUCGGUCACUCUCUGGUUGGACACUCCUCCUACUUUUGAAGACAUCCAAAUCACUCGCCAUGAGUCUCAGUCAUAUCAUGAUCAACGAGCGGAAGAAGGAGCACAGGUCACUGAAACUCGAUAUCGCAUUCCUUGUCCACAUACCACUGAACAACACGUAUUCCCUUUCGUCUCUGAUCGUCUACGGAUCACUUUUGGAACUUAUGAAGCUUACAAAGAGUUUUGCACUCGUAAGACUACUGUUCGACUGCCCAAGAUCAUCCAUUUUACCCGCCCCACCAUUGAACAGCAGCUCUAUACGCCCCAGAACCUAGCCGCUCUUGAAGCCUUUCUUGUGUGCUUUACAAUCCCUGUUGGCUUUCAAAUCGAAGCUCUCUUAUCCCAUGGGCUCCUCGAUCCCGCUCAAAUUCGAAAUGUUUGUGAAGCUCUUGUCAGCGUGGAUCCAGAUCACGCCGAGCGCGCUCUGAUACACUAUAACGCCAUUCUAGCUCAAUUCCAAACUCGAGACCUUCAAAAUUCUGAUGAUGAUGAGGAUGAUGACGAAGGUGUCACUCUUACUUACCUCGACCGACUGACUCGAUCGCUAGAAUUCACUUUGAUCGACAGCCGAACUCCAGAUCCCCGCCUCUUGUCUGGUGACUCGUUCCCCUGUCGUACAGUCACCAUCACCCCUAGCCGAUUUAUACUAGAAGGACCAGUGACUGAGCAGUCCAACAGCGUGCUUCGAAUGUAUCGCGACACGCACAAUUUUCUCAGAAUCUCCAUUCGAGAGGAAAACGGUUUGACACUCCGACCCGAUCGAGAUGUGGACAUCUUGAGGCUACUGAAGACACGAUAUCUCGACUUCUUGACCCAAGGCUUAAACUUAUGCGGACGAAAAUUCGAGUUUUUAGGCUACUCUUCUUCUGCGUUACGGGAGCAUCAAGCUUGGUUUGUGUGCCCGUUUUAUAAGGGAGACUCUCUCGUCACAGCUGCCUCGAUUCGUCAACGACUGGGUGAUUUCAGUAAAGUGAUCAACAUCCCUGCGCGAUAUAUGGCCCGAGUUGCACAAGCAUUUACAUCCACUCGACAAUCCCUCACUUUAUUGCCUAGCCAAAUCGUCAGGAUUGAGGAUGUCGAACGUAAUGGCUCGUGCUUCACAGAUGGCGUGGGGACAAUCUCACCCGACUUGGCGCGUCAAGUAGACGAGGUGUUGUCUGCAGGACUGCCAUCUCGUAAGCGGCGACACCAUGCCAAUUCUAGUUGUUUUCAGAUUCGGUUAGGUGGUUUCAAGGGAAUGUUGUCUGUCGAUCCGACCCUGAAACAGGCGUGUGUUUGCGUACGGCCUUCGAUGGACAAGUUCGUCUCACCAGACUCUCUGACCCUCGACAUCGCGGGCUCGUUUACUAGGCCACUCCCGGCGUAUCUGAAUAGACCUAUGAUCAAAGUAUUGGAAGAUCUUGGUAUACAUGAACAAGUUUUUCUCGCGCUACAACGGGAGAUUGUUAGCAAAGUUGAACAUUCGCGUACAAAUUUGCGUCGAGCCAGUGAACUCAUGGAUCAACUUUCAAUGGCUCGCACCAGUGGAAUGCCCUCGAUCUUGCGACAACUGGGAACGUUGAUGGGAGAUGAAAGCAACACACAGUCUGAUUUCAUCGAGGAAUGUUAUGACUUGAUGAUUAUGCAAUGUUUCCGGGAUCUCAAGUACCGAGCAAGAAUUCCUUUGGACGCCUCUUAUACGCUCGUCGGCGUUGCCGAUGAAGAUCAAGUUCUGCCACCCAAUUUUGUCUAUGCCUGCAUUCAGUACCCGGGGAAGGCGCCAUUCUACUUGGAAGGCCCGAUCACUAUCUCCCGCUCGCCUUGCCUGCAUCCAGGUGAUGUCAGAGUCGUCACUGGAAUUGGAAAACUGGAUCUGGAACGUGCUCCUCGAUUGAAUGCCUUGAGAAACUGUGUGGUAUUCUCUGUCGCGGGUAUGAGAUCGCUACCGUCAUGUCUUGGUGGUGGUGACUUAGAUGGCGAUCUCUACACCUUGAUCACAUUGCCUGAAUUGAUUCCGGCUACUGCCAGGUUGCAUCCGCCGGCAAGUUACACAGCCCCUGAGAUGAAGCGACUUGACCGACCAUGCACAAUCGAAGACGGCGCUGCGUUCUUUCUGGAUUAUAUCUCGAGCGAUUUGGUAGGGGUGAUCGCUUCAAGACACCUUCAUAUCGCUGAUCAAGCGGACCAAGGUACUCGUGAUGAUCUAUGUCUUGAACUAGUAUCAUUGCAUUCAGAUGCGGUAGAUUAUCCAAAGACAGGAGUUCCGGUUGCAAUCGAUCAACUGCCACGAGCUCCUAAUCGAAUGAAACCAGACUUUAUGUGUCCCGAGCACCAUGAACGUCGUGAGGGUGAUGACUAUUACGAGUCUCAAAAAGUUUUGGGAAAACUUUUUCGACAAAUCCCGGCUGAAAAAAUCGACAUCUUUCACCAUCAUACUCAUCCUGGUGGUCCACCGGUCACUACACCAGCCACGUCAGGCCGUACAAGACGGAACAAAGGGCAGCUUUUUGGGAAACUUGACCCGACCGACGUAAUCUCCAAAGCUGUAAGACGAGCAAUGCGGCGCACCCUGGCUCGAAAGGCCGAACCCGAUUCGACGCUAAUGGGACAGUUUCAAGAGGUCAUGAAGAGUUAUGCUGAAGAGUUGAUGCAAAUUUGCAAAUUGAACACGCUCUCCAGGAAGGUAGAUCGACAUCUUGCAGAGACAGAAGCCUUCCUGGUCGUCCUCACUGAUACAACAUCGGACAGACCCUUGAAGAAGAAUACCCUCGAGCGGCUUGAAACUCAGACCGCUGCCUUGUUUGAACGAAUAAGACUUGCAAUCCUUGAAGAGGGAGAAGGAGCAUUGUAUGAUAGUGAGAUAGUCUUGCUCGAUGCUGAUGAGGACGAUCCGCAACGGAUCGAGCGGGAUCGCCAGAUCAACCGAGCUUAUACCGCUUGGUUUGUUAGCACUCAGGCACCUGCUCAAACUUUUGGUGCCCAUAGUUUUGGGUUUUUGGCAUUAGACUUGCUAUUGGCAAGAUUAUGA
Melampsora larici-populina 98AG31 is the source of this 3723-nucleotide messenger RNA. RefSeq lists its product as uncharacterized. Gene Ontology annotation, biological process: siRNA processing. Gene Ontology annotation, cellular component: nuclear RNA-directed RNA polymerase complex. The coding region runs from base 1 to 3723 and encodes 1240 amino acids. The record is from RefSeq and is a predicted model, not a curated record. Lineage: Eukaryota; Fungi; Basidiomycota; Pucciniomycetes; Pucciniales; Melampsoraceae. The transcript is spliced from 6 exons. Gene Ontology annotation, molecular function: RNA-directed RNA polymerase activity.